AUGGUAGGAGAUUUUAACGCAGUGACGGGAUUGGAGGACGUGAGCAACAAAGAAAAUUUCCAGAACCACAGAUGUACAGAUAUGCGAAAUUGGAUUUUUAAAGAAGGUCUUAUUGAUCUUGGUUUCUUUGGUGCCAGGUACCCUUGGACGCGAGGAAAUGACAGUACCACCUUGACUAGAGCAAGGCUCGAUCGUGCCCUUUGCAACAUGGAGUGGUUGGAGAAGCACCUAGGAACCAAGGUGACCAAUCUCACUCACUUCUGCUCGGACCAUUCGCCGUUCCUGAUCGAUCUUAGCAUCACUGCAAAGGAAAGGAAGAGACAGUCUUUCUACUUCCAAGAAGCUUGGACUCGGCAUCCGGACUUCUCUAAGGUCGUUGAACAAGGUUGGGAGAUUAACAAAACAAUCCUGGACAACAUUUUGGCCAUGUAG
Messenger RNA from Ipomoea nil (Japanese morning glory), 432 nucleotides. RefSeq lists its product as uncharacterized. The record is from RefSeq and is a predicted model, not a curated record. The transcript has a single exon. The coding region runs from base 1 to 432 and encodes 143 amino acids. NCBI's taxonomy places the organism in Eukaryota, Viridiplantae, Streptophyta, Magnoliopsida, Solanales, Convolvulaceae.